Molecule: messenger RNA, 1791 nt
Organism: Funneliformis caledonium
Lineage: Eukaryota; Fungi; Glomeromycota; Glomeromycetes; Glomerales; Glomeraceae
Source: the annotation of a GenBank genome assembly
AUGAACUCUUUCAAAGUUAGCUUUAAUAAAUCUUUUCAUAAUAAGAGAAAUGCAAAUUCUCUUUCAUCAAGUAAAUUCAAUAUUAACACUUUAAAUAGAGUUCCUUCAACUUCACAAACAACCAGCACUUUAACUGAAUUUAAUGGUAUGCACUCCUCAGGAAUUAAAACUACUAACGAAAUUUCAAGCAAUGAAGAAAUUCUUUUGGAACCAUAUAAUUAUUUAUUAUCUCAUCCUGGUAAAGAGAUCAGAACUAAAAUGAUAGAAGCUUUUGACUAUUGGUUUAAAGUUCCAAAAGAUCGACUAAAUGUCAUAACUAAAGUAAUUGAAAUGUUACAUAACGCUUCUUUGUUGAUUGAUGACGUUGAAGAUAGUUCUACUUUAAGACGAGGAGUUCCUGUUGCGCAUCACAUUUAUGGAGUUCCUGCAACUAUUAAUUGUGCCAAUUAUGUCUACUUUAUGGCUUUAAGUGAGUUGGCCAAAUUAAAUAACCCUAAAAUGUUCAAUAUCUAUACCGAGGAGUUAUUAAAUUUACAUCGUGGUCAAGGAAUGGAGUUGUAUUGGAGAGAUACAUCAACUUGUCCAUCCGAAAAAGAAUUCAUUGAAAUGGUCUCAGACAAAACCGGAGGAUUGUUGCGUCUUGCUGUUAAACUUAUGCAAGAAGCUAGUUCUUCAAAUGAAGAUUAUAUUGAAUUAGUUAACCUCGUUGGAAUUCAUUUUCAAGUCCGCGACGAUUAUAUGAACAUGCAAUCUCAAAAGUAUGCUGAUAAUAAAGGAUUUUGUGAAGAUUUGACUGAAGGAAAAUUCUCUUUCCCAAUUAUACAUUCAAUUCACGCCUCUGAGAAUUCUAAUCGUCAAUUAAUCUAUAUUUUGAAACAACAUACGACGUCAAUUGAUUUAAAGCAUUUUGCGGUAAAAAUCAUGCAAGAUACAGGUUCAUUUGAGUAUACAAAAAAUUAUUUAUCUAAAACCGAAGAAAAAGCGAGAAGUGAAUUAAAGAGAUUAGGUGGUUCAACUGCUAGAAUGGCGGCCCAACGAUUAAAUUUUGAAUAUAUAGAUUCAGGGGCCAUGUAUCGAGCGGUGACGCUAGCAGCACUUCGUCAAAACUUAUCACCAACCUCACUUGAAGAUGUUUCAAAAAUAGCGCAAUUAGCUGCUACUUCUCAUAUUCAUCUUCAUACAACGUCUGAACCACCUCCCUUACCACUCACUCAUUCUAUGCCUUCCUCUUCAUCAUUACCGCAAACAUUAGUUUACCUAAAUGGAGAAGACGUAACAGAUGAAAUUAGAUCACUGGAGGUAACGAACAACGUAUCUGGCAUAGCAUCAAAUCCGGAUGUUCGGAAUGUGUUAGUAGAGAAGCAACGCGCUUUAGCUAGUGGAAUAUACGACGAAGCUCACACCACUUCAUCUAUUACACCUUUAAUAAGGAAAUCGCCGAAAGGAACUGUAAUGGAUGGUAGGGAUGUUGGCACCGUAAUUCUUCCAAAUGCCGACCUAAAGAUUUUUGUAACAGCCUCAGCAAAAGUUCGUGCAACUCGUCGCUUUAAAGAACUUCAACAGCAAUCUUAUUCCAAGAGAAUUUCGCAAAUAAUAGAUUUUAAUAAAGUAUUGGAAGAUUUGGAAAAAAGAGAUAAGAGUGAUUAUGAAAGAAAAAUAUCUCCUUUAAAAAAAGCCGAUGACGCUAUAUUCUUAGAUUCUAGUGAUAUGAGUGUUACGGAACAAGUUGAUAAGAUUGUUGAAUUAGUUCUAAAAAGGGCUAAAGAAAAGAAUAUUGAUAUUGAUUUGUAA